AUGGAGCGUAAGAUAAGUGCCACGGCCUUUAUCACGUUUGAUGAAGCGCGUUUAGAGGGCGAGCACACUGACCUGAUCAUCAGGGUUAAUGGAACAGAGUUUAAAGUGCACAAGAUCAUCCUGUGCGGCUGCAGCCCUUAUUUUAGGAUGCUUUUCUCCACCCAGUGGACCAACACGGCAGAACAUUCCUAUGAUAUUCCAGGAAUUUCUCCAGACACCAUGUCUCUAAUUAUUCAAUACGCAUACACAAGAUCUGUCCACAUUACUGACGAGAAUGUGACCGAACUGUUGAUGGCGGCUGAUCAGUUUUUAAUAUGGGGUCUUGUGGAUGCCUGCUGUGAGUUCCUGGAGGUAAAGUUAUGCCCUGAAAACUGUAUCGGCAUCCACAUGUUUACAGAGCAUUUACGCUCCUGCUCAAAGCUCCAGGGUAAAGCAAAAUUCUACAUCCUACGGCACUUUGAGGAUGUUGUGCGAGUAUCCAAGGAGUUCCUGGAACUCUCAGUGGAACAUCUUGAGCAUCUGAUUGGUCAAGAUGAGCUGGAUGCCAAACAGGAGGACGUGGUUUUUGAAGCCAUCCUCCGCUGGAUUGAUCACUUACCUAAAGAGAGGAAGAAACACAUUGCUGUGCUUCUGCCAAAGGUUCGAUUGGGGUUGAUGACACCAGACUACUUCAUGAACAAUGUAAAGAGCAAUCCAUUGGUUUUGGAGAAUGUGGCGUGCACGUCUGUCAUCGUAAAUGCAAUGAAGGCAAUGUUUGAACUCAACAUAGAGGAAACCUCCAACUCAGACCUCAGAAAUCAACUGACACGCCCACGUCUGCCCUCUACGAUCCUAUUGGCCAUUGGAGGGUGGAGCGGAGGCAGUCCCACUAAUGGGAUCGAGGCCUAUGAUGUGAGGGCAGACCAAUGGGUCAAUGUGACUCGAGAGAAUGAGAGAGCCAGAGCCUAUCACGGUGCAGCAUUCCUGGAUGGGUUUGUCUACUGUGCUGGCGGCUUUGACAGCGUAAAUUAUUUCAACAGUGUGAGGAAAUUCAACCCUAUUACUCGAACAUGGAUUGAGGUGGCCCCUAUGUACGAACAGCGAUGUUAUGUUAGUGUUGUGGUUCUGGAUGGGUACAUUUAUGCCAUCGGUGGUUUUGAUGGAUACACACGGUUAAAAACAGCAGAACGCUACGAUCCAAAUGCUAACCAGUGGACACUUAUAGCAUCAAUGAAUGAAGACAGGAGUGAUGCUAGCGCCACCUCACUGCAGGGCAAGGUGUACAUCUGUGGUGGUUUUAAUGGGCUCCAGUGUCUCUCCUCAGCUGAGAGCUUUAACCCUGAGACAAACCAGUGGACUCACAUCGCGCCCAUGAGCAGCCGGCGCAGUGGUGUUGGUGUUAUUGCUUAUGGCAAUCUAGUUUAUGCUGUUGGUGGUUUUGAUGGGAACAAUCGUUUGCGGAGUGCCGAGGCCUACGACCCUCUGAUGGACAGCUGGCAUGAUGUAGAAUCUAUGAAUAACCCACGGAGCAAUUUUGGAAUUGAGGUGGUGGAAGAUCAGAUGUUUGCCGUUGGCGGGUUUAAUGGAUUCUGCACCAGCUCUAAUGUGGAGUGUUACGACGAGAAGACAGAUGAAUGGUAUGAAGUCUGUGACAUGGUGAUUUUCCGCAGUGCUCUGAGCUGCUGUUUACUGUCAGAGUUACCUGAUGUCACACAGUAUACAGCCAAUCGAGACUCAGAAGAAGACGAAUUUGACAGUGAAGGAUCUACUUCCAGUGAAGUCUGACUCUCUCACCACAGAAUGGACCUUGAAGCGUCCUGAAAAACAUAAAAACACCCCGUGACAUCCCACAUGAAUAAAUGCAUUCAAAAAAGAGUGUUGUAUUCUAAACUUUACAUUUCCAAAGAUCAGUGUUGAUCAUCAAAAGGUUGUAGGUUCGAAGCCAAGAGGUGACCCAUAAACUUUCACCAUUGAUGUACAGGUUGUUACAGGAGGAUUGAGCUUGAAAUAAGACACUUUGGAUAAAAUUUUCUGAAUGACAGUGCAAAAAUGGAACAACAACAUAUCGAAAAUCUUGUUAACUGAAUAAAGUUAUCUGUAAAUGAUUAAGAUGGUAGAUUAGUAUGUAUGUGAACCCUUUGAAAUUAUCGGUAGCUGUUUUUCUGUAGUAACUGGUCAUAAAAUGUGAUCUCAUCUUCAUCAAAGUCACAAGUAUAGACAAACACAAUGUGCUUAAGCUAAAAACACACAAGUAAUUAUAAUCUUUCAUGUCUUUAUUGAACACAUCCCAUUAAAACAUUCACAGUGCUGUGGAAAAAGUAAGUGAACCCUAGCUGCUGAUUAGACCUGAACAUUGUCAUUCCACAGCAUCUCUAUUGGGUUAAGGGCUGGGCUUUGACUAGGCCACUCUUUCUUUUUUUGAAGCCAUUUUGUAGUGGAUUUACUUCGAUGUUUAAGGUCAUUGUACUGCUGCAUCACCCAACUUCUACUGAGCUUCAGCUGGCACUCAGCAACCCUGACAUUAUCCUGUAGGGUAUCUUGAUAAACUUAGGAAUUCAUUUGUCCCUCGAUGAUGGCAAGCGGUCCAGGCACCGAAGCAGCAAAGCAGCCCCAAAUCAUGAUGCUCCCGCCCACCGUACUCCACGUUGGGGUGAUGUUUUCAUGUUGGUAUGCGGUGCCCUUUUUACAUCAUACGUAGUGCUGUGUGUUUUUUCCAAACAAUUCAACCUUAAUUUCAUCAGUCCACAACAUAUUUCCCUAGUAGCAUUGUGGAGUGUCAAGGUGGUCUUUGGCAAACUUCAGGCCCGCUGCAAUGUUUUUGUUGGAAAAAAGCGGCUCCCUUUGUGGUUUCCUGCCUUGGACAUCAUACCUGUUUAAUGUUUCCCAUAUAGUAGACUCAUGAACAGUGAUGAUAACCAGUUCCAAUGAUUCCUUCAGGUCUUUAUCUGUCACUCUAGGGUACUUUUUUAACCUCACUAAUCAUUCUGUGGUGUGCCCUUUGAGUCAUCUUGGCUGGACGGCCACUUCUAGUGAGAGCAGCCACAGUACUAAAUCAUCUCCAUUUAUAGACAGUUUGUCUAACUGUGGACAGAUGAAUAUCUAAGCUCUUUGAGAUAACCUUGUAACCCUUUCCAGCUUUAUGCAAGGCAUGUGAGGCAUGGUCCACGACAGCAGAUGCUUCUUGUGAAUAGCAAACUUAAAAUGUUUGAGUGCUUUUUAUAAGUCAAAGUAGCUCUAACCCACACCUCCAAUCUCGUUUCAUAAAUUGGAUGCCAAGUUUGCCAACUCCUAGCUCUAAUUAGCUUUUGUUGGCAACAUUAGCCUAGGGGUUAACAUACUUUUUCCAACCUACACGGUGAAUGUUUGAAUGAUGUAUUCAAUAUGUACAAGACCAAUACAAAUAUGUGUGUGUUAUUAGUUAAAACAGGUUGUGUUUGUUCAUUAUUGUAACUUAGACAAAGAUCAAACCACAUUUUAAGACAGAUUUAUACAUAAACGCGGGUCAUUCCAAAGGAUUCACAUACUUGUCUUGCCACUGCAUGACCUGAUGGUUUAAAUAUGCACAAAUCAAGUGAGCAUUUUCAACAAGUCAACAUGAAACGCCAUUCGCAAACGAUUUAAAUUCCAUAAGACAA
This is a messenger RNA of Myxocyprinus asiaticus (Chinese sucker), 3614 nucleotides long. Its product is annotated as kelch-like protein 10. Bases 1 to 1764 code for a protein of 587 amino acids. The record is from RefSeq and is a predicted model, not a curated record. Lineage: Eukaryota; Metazoa; Chordata; Actinopteri; Cypriniformes; Catostomidae. The transcript has 8 exons. Gene Ontology annotation, molecular function: protein binding.